Messenger RNA from Piliocolobus tephrosceles (Ugandan red Colobus), 3204 nucleotides. It is a transcript of the gene SARNP, whose product is annotated as SAP domain containing ribonucleoprotein. NCBI's taxonomy places the organism in Eukaryota, Metazoa, Chordata, Mammalia, Primates, Cercopithecidae. The record is from RefSeq and is a predicted model, not a curated record. The transcript is spliced from 12 exons. Gene Ontology annotation, cellular component: nucleus. Gene Ontology annotation, biological process: poly(A)+ mRNA export from nucleus. Bases 208 to 882 code for a protein of 224 amino acids.
UUCCCUGUUCCACCUUUUGAAAGCGGUGGGGAAAGCUGCCUAGAGAAGUGAGAACGACGUCAGCUAUUGACCAAUGGGAAGAGUUGAUGGUAUGGCGUGGGAGCAAGAGUGACAACGAUUGGUCAGCCUUGCAUCUCUACGCCUAAGGCGGGAGCUCCUGGAGGCGGAGGCAGCCCGUGGGGGCCUAGUGGAGUGAGGGGUAACAAGAUGGCGACCGAAACGGUGGAGCUCCAUAAGCUGAAGCUUGCUGAACUAAAGCAAGAAUGUCUUGCUCGUGGUUUGGAGACCAAGGGAAUAAAGCAAGAUCUUAUCCACAGACUCCAGGCAUAUCUUGAAGAACAUGCUGAAGAGGAGGCAAAUGAAGAAGAUGUACUGGGAGAUGAAACAGAGGAAGAAGAAACAAAGCCCAUUGAGCUGCCUGUCAAAGAGGAAGAACCCCCUGAAAAAACUGCUGAUGUGGCAGCAGAGAAGAAAGUGGUGAAAAUUACAUCUGAAAUACCACAGACUGAGAGAAUGCAGAAGAGGGCCGAACGAUUCAAUGUACCUGUGAGCUUGGAGAGUAAGAAAGCUGCUCGGGCAGCUAGGUUUGGGAUUUCUUCAGUUCCAACAAAAGGUCUGUCAUCUGAUAACAAACCUAUGGUUAACUUGGAUAAGCUGAAGGAAAGAGCUCAAAGAUUUGGUUUGAAUGUCUCUUCAAUCUCCAGAAAGGUAUUGUUUUCAAGGGCUCAGUUUGGAACUGUAUUCUACAAUGGAAAAUACAUGAUAUCUGAAGAUGAUGAGAAACUGAAAAAGAGGAAGGAGCGAUUUGGGAUUGUCACAAGUUCAGCUGGAACUGGAACCACAGAGGAUACAGAGGUUGAAGUGCUGGAUUGUGUCAUGUGACCAUCCCAAAACUCAGAGCACCCUAUGGCCAUCUUUGCCCUCUGUCACAUAACUUGAAAACUGCCUGAUGGCCUUUUUGCAGUGGUUCCCUCCAGGAAGCCUUGAUCUCAGUUGAAGAAGUUCUUUCCCGGCAUUCCAGUGCCCCUGUCAGCUCCAUACUCCUCAGACACCCUUAACAAAGGCUGUCAUGCACACAUUAUAACAAAUACACAAAAUAAAUGAUAAUUACACUAAUAAUGAUAUGUUCAGAGGGGCACUGGCCAGGUCCACACAUAUCAUAGGUGGGAGGGGGUGCUAACUCCCACUGGGUUGCUGAGCUGUCCCCCAAGCCCCUUUACUCCAUGCCUCUUUGGGGGUAGGAAGGAACAGGGGAAUGAGAGUUCAGCUCACAGAUUUAUGUUCAUAAGAGAAAGACCCCUGCCCCCGCCACCACACACACACACAAAGGUCUUUAUUUGGUGGUAUUAAAGGGGCAGUAUUCUAAGUGUCCCCCAUAUUUAAUGGCCCAGCUCUCUAGAAUCUGUAGAAGGAAGUUAUACCUGAUGCUUAUUGCCCAAUACCUACUCUGCGAAGAUCAAGAGGCAUUUGACCUUGGAGGGAGAUACCUGUUCUUCACUUCUCUGUUCCUUUCCUUCCACCAAGGAAAUGUGAGUGGUGUUGAUGGCCAGGUGUGUCUUGUUCUCCAGGAUUGGGGCAGAAGGAAGGAUGAAGAACAGGGCCAGAGAGGCUUGGGGGUAGCAUAGCUGCUAUAUGGGUGAAGGCAAGCUGAAGAGCCUAACAGUCCCUGCCCAUUCCUCUACUGAAACACCUUGUUUCACUUUCUCACUAUAAGAAUAGGAAUAAGAUGUUAAAGCUCACCAACAUCACCUUCUCAAGGGUGGUCACAUACCUUUGCCCCUUCCACCAACUGGCCAAGAGGGAGAGUCAUGCUCUUGGGAAGAAUGAGCCAUCCAAGUUUGCUCACCAGCUUGGGCUUUACUUUAGUUCAGUACUGUUUUUAUCAGACCCAUAACUGCUGGCUCUACUUAGAGUGACAGUUUUGCUGAAGGUUCUUACCCCACCUCUCCUGACAUCCUCUAAGCUCUUGCCUGGAGCCAAGAGGCGUGGUGGUGAAGUAAGGAUAGGGUGUGGAUCAGGAGAUUCUCAACUUGGCUUCUAGGCACUGUCCAGCUGGGAGGCAGAGGGGAACUUGUACUCUGAAGCCUGUGACUCCUCUUAAGCCUCACAUCUCUUCACCACUACUCUGGUGCCCUGGUUAUCUGUCCCACAGCGAGAGGUAUUUUAUGUCCAUAAAGUGCCAGUGGUAAGUGCUCAGAAUUCAUCUCUUGGCUGUGGCGGGUGCUGUCAUUUCUCAUUCCAUUGAGGGGAAGAAACUGAGGCACAGCGAGUCCAGAGGAGAAUGGGUCAGGGUUGUGGGAGGAAUUAAUGGGCCUAGCUAGUAACUUGAAAUGGCAACCAGUCUCUGCCUGCUUCCUAGCCUUCCAAACCCAGGAGUCUCCAUCCUUCCCAUCCUCUGUUCUAACUGGCCUUGUCAGAUGCUUUUCCCCACUGUACUUUCCCCUCCCUGCUGCCAGGUACUGUUAGAUUCCAAAAAUAAAAGGAAAAUAAUUAUACACUCUGCUUCCUUGUUCUCCCCUCUUCCACCCUGAGCUUUGGGGUUAGGGGACUAAAAUAUCCCCCUUCCAGAAUCCCUCCCACCUUGGUCUGCUGGCUUUAUUCCCUAGCCCAGAGCAGUGAUUUGGAUUCAAAUGCCCUGUAACCUUCAGCCUCCUUACUGCUCUUUUCUCGACCUCUCCUAAUGCUUUCCAGACCCAGGGGACUCUAGGGUCUCUAUACUCUUUCUUACUGACCUGAAGAUAGAGGCUGGGAGCAGGGCCAUUCCAGAGGCUCUUUGGUCUCUCUCUUGGCUGAGGGAAUUUGGGCUUAAGCAGGCUGCACCCUCUGGCUAAGUAACUCAGUAUCAUGAGGGUUGACCUGAGGGUUUAAAGUAGCUCUCAUUAUAUAGAUCCUGGAUGUUGAGGGUUCUCUCUCCCACCCCCCCAUCCCCAGCUCUUAAACCCUAACCUCUUACUAUUUCCAUGACAACUGGCUUAAAUUCAACCCAUUUGGCUCAGAAAAGGUUGAGUGAGGGUGAUAAUGGGUUAGAAACUAAACUUCAUGUGUCGGCCCUCUUGCCCUUUACUCCCAUUUCCAACCCUGGAGGCUUUAUACAAGUGCUUAAGUGGGUAGGUGUUGGGGAGAGCAGGGUUUGGGGAAUAAGGGAUAAAUGGGGCACAGUGGGCAGGGGCCCUCCUAUUCCAGUAAAGCCAAAUACCAAAAAAA